CCGCCCUCUGGAAGCGGGGAGCCCUUAACCCUCACUUGUCAUAUCGCCACAGGGAAUCCCACCUCCCCAAGCAGGACCCGCGGGCUCUACCUCCCAGCAGGCUCGGCGGCGGAGGAGGGGAAGAAGGCGGCGGAGGAGGAGCCGGCUCCCUCAGCAGGACGGCGGGAAGGGCUCCGUGAGGGGCGGGGCGCGGGCGCCAUUGCGGGGCCUGUCCCGGAGCCGCAGCGAGGCCAAGUGGAAAAAUCCUGUGAGGAGCCAGAUGAUACCCACUGUUUCAAGUCAUACAAGAAGGUGCUGAAGUCUUAAUUCGUCAUUUAUCAUAGGAAAAAAGUAUUUUUGCUUUUUGGUCUCAGCUUAUGCAAGCAAAUGAACGAGAAAGAAGCUGCUUUGCCCUGAUGAUGUAUUUCACCUUCAGAAUGUGCUGGAAGCAAGUCUGUGCCAAAAGCAGCUUUUGAAGGACGUGGAUGUACUGAAAAAUUGAGCAAAUGGAAGGUUAAGGUCCUGAUGUUGUCCUAGUCUUGUUCCUCUACCUCGAGUCAGUAUGUCAACGAAAUCCAAGGCCCCGCUUUCCUUGUCUGACUGCCUCUGCCAAAUUUGCAUGGAGAUCUUCGUGGAGCCCGUCACGCUGCCGUGCAGCCAUACCCUCUGUAAUUCCUGCUUCCAGCUGACGGUGGAAAAGGCCAGUCUUUCUUGCCCUUUUUGUCGGCGUCGAGUCUCUUCUUGGGCACGGUACAACGCCCGCAGAAAUACUCUUGUCAACUGGGAGCUCUGGGAGAAGAUUCAGAAGAAUUACCCUGAGGAGUGCGAGAGGAGGAUUAACGGACAGGAUUUGGACGAGGAAAUCUGUGUCCCCAAACCACAGCACCGGCUAAGCAAGCCUGGGGAGCUGAGGCAGGAGUAUGAAGCAGAGAUUAGCAAGGUGGAGGCCGAGAGGCGAGCGCACGAACAGGAGGAGAACAAGGCGAGCGAGGAAUUCAUCCAGCGGCUGCUGGCAGAGGAGGAGGAGGAGAACAGGUUGGCAGAACAGAGGCGGAGGGAGAUGGAGAAACAGCUGAAACAAGAUGAAGAGCUGGCCUGGCAGCUCAGUAACAGUCUGAAUGAGGAUUCUGAGGGACACGUGCUCAGCAGCCUGUCACCAGCACACAGCCUCUCGCCUCAAACAUCCCCGGCACACUUGUGCAAGGCAAAGAACAAACCAAGCAACACUGGAGACAUUCAGAAGUACCUGUCUCCGAAGCAUCAUGGUACGUUGGGACCAGCAUCGUUCUGUAGCACCACAGGAAGAAGCAGGAGCAGCUCUGGCUCAGUGGAGACCAAGAGCAAUGAAGGCAGCUGUUCUGCAUUGCAGGAUGAGCAAGAAAAAAUGCCGACCCUGUCUCCACAGCUGACCAGUGUAAAUAAAGAUUCUGAUGCUAAGGAUUCGUUUUUGGAAUCAUGCAUGAACUAUUUCAGUGCCUCAGCUUCAGGUGAAACCACUACUGUCAACCAGGAAAAAACACCAGGACCAAAUUGUUUAGGAGAUGGAGUUCCAGGUGCACUUCAUGGAGCCACAGAAGGGGAGGGGUCUGGAACAGCUCUUUGUAGAUCCAAAGGAAAAGAUGAUGAAAUUGAGACAAACAGUGGCAGUUUAACACGUGUAGAAAGCAUAAACUUUGAAAACUCUCCUCAAACUUGUACCUCUGUUCAGUCAGGGAUGAAUUCCGUGAUGUCUGACAGGCAGAGUGCAGGAUGUGAUCUGGGGAAGGUGGCUGCACACUCGGAUGAAAAUGAACCAGAGGGGCUGGAGAACACUAAGGAAACUCCCAAAAGGAAGCUGCUGGAGGCCCCAGCUGAUGCCAUGACUGACUCAGGGGUGCUUGACAAGAGGAGAAGAACCUGUUCAGAAAGCGUGGAAGACGAAGGGGUGCAGAUUAAUGAUUUCAACUUGCAAACACAAAGAGCCUUUGAGCAGGAGUUCUAUGAAAGGCGUAGGCAGGAGGAGCAGGACAGGCUCCUGGCUCUGCAGCUACAAAAGGAGCUGGACAAGGAGGAAAGGACACUCAACCGGCAGAAGGGUUCUCCAGACGAGUAUCUGCUUCGCACCAAACCACCUCAGUCUCUGAAAGACUCUGCUGCCAAAAAGGGAAGUUGCAAGGUGGCCAAAGACUCCAAGGGAUCAAAAAAACAGGCUGAAACCAAUCACUACAAGACUCGGAAAGGUUCCUGCAAUGAAAACUGGCAGUCCCCUGCCAAGGUCCGGGUGAAAUCCCCCGGCAUCAAGGAGGGAAAGGUUUUGAAUUGUGUGGUCAAUACCAGUGACAAAAAUGAUAUUUGCUCACUGCCUAAGAACAAGCAAAAGACGAUCCUGCAGAUGUUUAAAGGCCCUGUUGCAGAGUAGAUCAGCAGAGCCACGGACACGUGGUGGACUGGGAAUAGGAACCGUGGGGAUGUUCUCCCGCGUUAGGCAAAGCUUCCUUAAGCAGUUCCGAGUUGUUGGUUUGGAGAGGAAUGGCUUUAGGCAGCGGUGUUGUGAGUUCUGAGUUUUAGCAGUGUACACCCCCAGACUUGAACAUUUCUUAAUUGCCCUUCUCCUGAAUGUUAUUUUCUAGCACUUGCAGCACUUCUUGCAGGACUCACGGCAUUUCUCAUUUGCUAGCGCUUGGGUUUACAUGGUUUGGAAUGUGAAUACCCGUAGUGUUCAAAACCAAGGAUAAUUUAAAAUGAGAAUCCAGAGUCUUUUAUGGAAAGGAUGCACAUUCCGUGGAGGAAGCAAGGAAAGAACGAGUCUGUAUUCCCAGCUGGCUGCCAGCUGCAAGGUUCAACCCUCAGCACAACCACUGCUCUGUAAAUUGAAGCAUGUCACUGAAAUUUUGGCUGUUUCUGGAAUUGCAGCCCGUUUACACAAGUGGAACCAGACAGCCACUCUUUCCUUCUCAUAUGCCAGCCCCUCCCUUGGAUAAAGAGGGAAGAAACAGGUCAUUCUUCCACUGCCAAAGCCAAGGAUCUUUCACGGAUGCCAAGGUUUUGGGCUUGUAUUCACCUCUAUUCAGAGAGGUCCCUCCUGCAGAUCCCAUUUUCCUUAUUGUUAAGAAUACCAUACUUUUGAUUUCUUACUGCUAAUGUUCUGCAACUUUAUUGUUCUAUAAUAGUGUUACCUGUAUUUGGUGCCGUUUAAUUUUCAUACUCAAACUGGUUUAAGUCUGAUUAAAACCACAUAAUAUUAAAAAAAAACCCAGUCCAGAAGCCAGUUAUGAUGGAGAAAGUUAAACCAAAAGGGGAAAAGCAACUGAAAACUGAAGUUGUCAGUAAUGAUGUAACUGCAAUUAAAGAUUCACAUAACUGCCCUGCCUGGCUGUAACUGUUCCCCUCCAUUAUUAGAGGCACUACCAAAUACUGUUCCCAUUGGGUUUAAAACUAAAAGAACUUAAAAUAAAUUGUAAUUUAGAGCUGGGGGUGCUGAGGCCUGUAGGAAGUUGAGGCUGGUGAAGAGAUGACCAGGUCCUGCUCCACAGAGGAAGUUUUCUUGCCAAUUGUUUUAUCUGUUGUUUUAUGAAGCCAUAUUUUGGCUUUUCUUUGCUUCUUUGGAGCUAUUUUUGCACUGUUCAUGUUUAAAAUGGAGCCAAGCACCAUCUGUAAGUCCUGAAGGGUGUUAGUCACCAAAGUCAGCAAUUGUUUGAGAUUUGUCCAUUUUUUUGAACCCCACUGAUGACUUUAAUUCUGUUUUGGGAAAUUUGUAACAAAAUACUUCAAAUCAGUAUCUUCUGAUGGUUUAAUUUUUAAGAAAGCCCAAAUUUUAUGGAAAGCACGAGAGGCACACCGAGCCAAAACUCUGACUUGUUGGGUUUUUUGUUUCCCUCUGCCUGUAUGUCUCUAUCAAUGGUGGGCUUCUCAUAAAUAAAUGGUCUGGUCUGAGAUGUUUUUUGAGACAGUUACAAAAGAUGACCUGCUGCAAAUCCUUCUCUUUUCCUCCUGCUGCCUCAGCCAUUGUGCUGGAAGCCUUCCUUCAAGAUGGAUCUGGUUCUCUUUAAUCCUGACCUGAGUCGAGGUUGUUUUUCUGUUCAACAGGAACAAAUAUAUCCCUUCAUUAAUUCAAGUGUUCUUUAAGGCAGAGCCACUGGCUGUUUCCAUGCUGGGACCCUUGGCCUUUCCAGUCAGGAUAAGCCUGUAAAAAAUAAACUCCAUUUUCAAAGCA
Messenger RNA from Neopelma chrysocephalum (saffron-crested tyrant-manakin), 4171 nucleotides. It is a transcript of the gene RNF168, whose product is annotated as ring finger protein 168. The record is from RefSeq and is a predicted model, not a curated record. NCBI's taxonomy places the organism in Eukaryota, Metazoa, Chordata, Aves, Passeriformes, Pipridae. Gene Ontology annotation, cellular component: nucleus; site of double-strand break. Gene Ontology annotation, molecular function: nucleosome binding; ubiquitin-protein transferase activity. The transcript is spliced from 8 exons. Bases 542 to 2377 code for a protein of 611 amino acids. Gene Ontology annotation, biological process: double-strand break repair; protein ubiquitination.